AAUCUAGAAAAUGUGGAAAUAAAUACUUAUAAUAUUAAUAAAAAAAUACCCAUAUCUUUCACAUCCUCAAAAACCCAGAAAAAAAUAAUAAUAAAUAGAAAAAAAAGAAAAUAUCAUUGAAAAAUAAAAAUAAAAAUAAAAAAUCAAAGCUUUAGAGAAAGCAAGGUAUAUAGAAUAAUGGCAGACCACAAGUUGACAAAUUUGAAGUCAUUGUUCUUGAAGAAGUCAUGAGUUGCUUUUGUAUAGGGAAGAUCUUCUAUCUGGGUUGUGGGAUCUCUCCAUUUUCUCAUCAGAUUCUGGCCCAGCAAAUCUGAAUUUCUUGUAUAAAAUUAUUAUUAUUUGAGGUUGAUCUAAGCUUUCUUUAAUGGUUGUUCAGAUAAACCCACUUGGCUUUUUGAGGUAGUAGCGAUUGUCUUUUGGUUAAUGGGUUUUUCUGGUUUUUUAUUGUUCACUCAACUGUUCUUUGUGUUGCGGCUCUGAAUUUUUUUAUGGAGUUUUAUGGGUUUCUAGCAAGUUCUGCGAAUUUUGAAGAAGAUUUCUGAUAAGCUUUUGUUUUUAAAAGAGGAUAUACUUAUGAGAUUCAGGAAUGGGAACUGAAGUACAGUCGAAGAUGUAUCUACCGGGAUAUUAUUCCACAAAAGACAUAAGCAAUAAGGCUAGCUAUGGUGGCUGGUCUUUACAUCAUGAAGGUAACUCUUCGAAGAGUGUCCAGCAUUAUGGCAUGUUCUCGUCAAAGCCAGCGCUGGAGGGAGUGGAUUAUUGUGCAUAUGAUAAGGAAAAGUUGAGACAAACCAUAUUGAAGCAUGAAUCCAUAUUGAGACAUCAGGUCCAUGAACUCCAUCGUCUUUACAAAAUACAGAGGGACAUGAUGAAUGAAUUCCAAAGCAAAGAACAAAUCAAACAUUUGAUACCUAGUGGGACAUCCCAAUCAAGUAUGUUUCAAUCCGGAUUUUCAACUGAAGAUGAUAAAAGAAGUUGGUACAUAUCAAAUUUGCCUGGAGCUGGCUCUGGUUGUGGUAGACCUUCUUCAUCUAGCGCUGAUGUGAUUCAAAUUCAUCAAAGUCAUAUGCACGAGAAGACCACUUUGUCCACCUAUGGUCUCAGCCAAAAUAGUGCAAGAUUGAAAGAUUGUGAAUCUUUGGAUUUCAAAUGCAAGAAGGCUCAGAGAAGAUUGUUUGAUCUUGAAGUUCCUGCUGAUGAAUAUAUAGAUGAUGAAACCGAAACGAAUGGAGAACUUGAAAUUUCAAGAACAGAAAGUUGUCUAAUUAACAAUGGUAACGAAGUUACUGUAGCUGCAGAUAAAAAUGUGUUCAAGCAUACUGGUGAUAAUGGUAAUACUUUGACAUCUAAUUUGUAUUCGGGGAGAACCCAUUACUUGGCUGACCUAAAUGAGCCCAUAGAAGUUGAGGAAGUGCCAGCAUCAGCUUCUGUUGAUAAUAUGGGCGACAAAACUCAAACUGAAUCGACACAGGCGUACUCAGGUACAUGGUGUUCAGCACAAGAAAUAUCUCAAAAACCCCUGGUCAGAAACAUAAAGGAUGAGAGGAAUGAAAAAGAAGGGUCAUCUUAUACCAUCUAUGAUGCACAAAUUGGAAGCAAGAGUUCUUUCAGUGAUAGUUUUCAUCUUCAAGAUUUCCAGAAGCCAUGUGACCUGUCUAAAGCUGAAGCUGGUAAAACAAAUGAGUUCGUUACAUGUAUUCCUUCCGAUCAGAAUACCGCAGGGAAACAGAUUACAAGGAAAAUAUUUGGCAUAGAAGUUUCUGAAGAAAAUAAUAAUGCAUCUGCUUUAGCUCCCAAAGGAACUAUUCUCCAAAACAUGUCUGUUCCUCAAUCUGACGCAGCCAAUUCUGAUAUAACAUCCAUUUCAUGCUUGAACCAGAACUUGAUAUCAUUUCAAGGUGCUCAAUAUAAUCCUCAAGGAUACCUGUCUGGUCCCAGGAAAGAGCCCAGGAAAAUGGAGGCACCACAUGGAGGACUACCUUGGCUCAGAAAAGCGCUGUCUGUUAAUAGCAAAUCUCUGAAAGAAGAAAGUGAAGGAUCUCAUCAGAUGAAAAUCGACUUCACGCAAAGCUAUUCUAAGCAGUACCUAAACCAAAUUGACAUGAGGAGGGGUCCGUCACAGAGUCCUAUUCAGGAUUCUUGGUCAACGACACGGGGCCAUGAUACCGAGCACCGAAGAGCCGAAACAAGCGACUGCUCAAGUGUUAAAAGGAUUCUUGGUGUUCCCAUAUUUGACUUCCCAUCAAUACAUGGUUCUGUUGUUUCUGUCUCUGGUAAUAAUAGCCCUAUAAACGUUGGGUCAGUCAAAAGUGAUUUGGCUUGUGAUUCUGUAUCACCUAGAUCUCAAGAGCAGCCCAAAGUCAUAGACUCAAAGAAGGAAUUGGACAAAGGCAGGUCUUACGUGAGACAAGAAAUAGACUUAAAUGAGUGUAUAACUGAAGAAGAAGAAGAAGAAGAUCAAGUGACUCCAGCACUAUUAGUUGUAAAACCCACAACUGGGAUAGAUUUGGAGGCUCCAGUUAUUAUUGUUGACUCAGAAACUGGGAUUACUUCUGAGGAAGAAUCUCAAGAAAGCGAACUAAUGAAACCUUUGCCUCAUGAUAAAAUCGAUGAGGUUGCAGCAGAGGCUUUAGUUGCCAUUUCUUCCUCUCAUGUAGAUUAUCUGCAUGGCAAUGCUACACUUGUUGAUCUUCAAUCUGAUUCUUCCAUGAAUAAUUCUCUUUUCUGGUUUGCGGAUGUUAUCUCAUCAUACGACGAGACAGCUACAAAUAAGACUAAUGUAUGUGAUGAAGGGUCGAUUCCUGACGACAUUGAUGACUUCGAGUACAUAAUACUAAAUCUGCCAGAAACCAAAGUGGAAGAGUGCUGUUAUCAGCCUCAGAUUUUGGAAGAUCUAGAUAAUCUGAAGGAAGAAGAUACACCAGCACCAAGAAGGCCUAGGAGAGGUCAGGCAAGGCGGGGGAGGCAGCGGAAGGAUUUUCAAAGAGAUGUUCUACCUGGUUUGGUGUCUCUGUCAAGAAAUGAGGUGACUGAGGAUCUCCAGAUCAUUGAAGGGAUGGUUAGAACCACUGGUGGGACUUGGCAGCCCAGUUUGGCAACGAGAAAUGGUGGUAAGAGUGGAGGUGGGAGAGGAAGGAGGAGGUUAGUAGGGUGUGCUCCAUCGCCUCCAGCUCCAGUGGCUGCAGCUUGCAAUGUCCAAGUUCAACUACCUGAUUCCAAGGAGUUGGGACUUGAUGAAAGUAGCCUUACUGGAUGGGGGAAGAGGACAAGGCGUCCCCCAAGGCAGAGGUGUCCCUUAAGUAAUUCACUUCUCCCUCUCAAAUGAGUUGAAAGAAAAAAUAUUAUCAUGUGAGACUCUUAUGCGCGCUCGAGGUGGUGGUGAUUCUUUUAUUUUUGAUUCGCCAGUCUUGAAUCGGAUCUCAAGUGAUUGGCUCAUUAUUUGGACCGAAUGUUGGUUUGAAUAUUUGAGUUUUGAUAUCAUGUUAAAAAUUUAUGAAGUUUCAUCUUGAAAUCAGUUAGUAUUGAUUGGAGCAACUCAUAUUUUAUAAAUGUAUCAAUGUUCUUAUAUUCUUUCGAUAGGGUAUUUUUAUAAUACCAAAAAACUAUUUAGUAUUCACUCUUGUUUUUUUUUUAAAAAAAAAAUGCCAAGAAGUUCUUCAAUGUAAAUGUGUCCUCCUAAUUUGACUUCUUUGACCUUUUUCUUUUA
Humulus lupulus (European hop) is the source of this 3706-nucleotide messenger RNA. RefSeq lists its product as uncharacterized. Bases 587 to 3325 code for a protein of 912 amino acids. NCBI's taxonomy places the organism in Eukaryota, Viridiplantae, Streptophyta, Magnoliopsida, Rosales, Cannabaceae. The transcript has 4 exons. The record is from RefSeq and is a predicted model, not a curated record.